AUGCUGACGAUGCUGGUCUUGGCCAAAUUUGUCCAUGAGGACAACAGCAGCUUUGCACCACGAAUCUCCGAACGUCAAGACUCCCUGGUGACUGGCAGUCGGCAGGCUGAAAACGCAACCGCCUCGUGGUCAAUGCACGAGCCGCUUGCAUCAAAGACGUGGAGCCCGCCUGAAGCGGACAUCGAAGUGUCGUGGAGAGCACUUGCCGAUUCCAUGUACGAGGCCAAGGUUAAGGCUGUCGCUGUAUUGGUGACCCCGAUGUGCCUCGCUGGCUUGGCGAUGCUGCUCUCCUAUUUCUGGCUUACAACGACAUCUUGGAGCUCCAAGACCGAUACUUCAAUUACUUCAAAAGACCAAGCUCUGGGAGGCUUGGGCCCUCUCGAGAAUUUUCCCGUGCACGCAGCACCCACCACCGCGGAUGUGCACGACAAGCUUCUCAGCAAUCCAGCUCCGGAUCCCUCACUCGCUCGGCCAAGCCACGAACCUACAAAUGAGGCUGCUGGGGUACAAGGUCAGGACGAAGUGCCGCAGAUCCAGCAGGCGAUUAGUGACAGCCCGGCUACAUAUUUGAGAAGUGGUGUGGAACACUCGGGUGGCGAGAUCGUCGUGGAAGCCCUGAGAUUGGCAGGAGUCAGCCGCUUGUACGGCAUCCCAGGCGUGCAAAAUCUCGCUUUGUACAAUGCGAUUUGCAGCCCGCCAGAAGCAGGAUGUUUUUCUGAUCGGCAAGACUUCAAUUUGGCAAUGCACUUGAUUGGUAAUGAGGAGGCUGCUGGCUAUAUGGCCUGGGCAACCUGGCACAUGGAGCGAAAGCUGGGAUGUGCCUGUGUGAUUGGAGGCCCAGGAGUGACACAUGCACUCGGGGGAAUUGCGUGUGCCCUGAGGGAUCGAACUCCAAUGCUGGUCCUGACAGCAGGUGUCCGUGCAGGGGCCGAGCGUUUCCAGCUACAUGACGUGGACAAUCUUGCAGUCCUGAAGCCAGUAUGCAAGGCCCUGUUUCGACCAGCUUCAGUGGAGAAGAUCGCCGAAAGCAUCGCCGAAGCUUGCAAGGAAGCCCUGACUGGACGGCCGGGGCCAGUGGGAGUUGAGAUAGCAUGUGAUCUAUACAACAGGCGUGGCCUUUUCGAGUGGGCUCCCAGCGUGGACCUGGGUUUGGUUCCAGAUGCGCCUGCGCCAACACAACCGGCCCCUUCGGUCGUGAGCAGGCUAGCUGAUGAUCCGAUCAUUGGUUUCAUACACUUCAUCAUGACAGAGGUGGCGAGAGCUGAACUGUGCUGCACAUUGGUGGCAGAACCGGGCUACUGCGCGGAGGCAGCCGCAGUUGCAAAGGCAAGCUCGACGGUUUCUUGGGAGCUCCUGUGUCCUGGGUGUGGUAACCGCCCCAGCAGCUUUGCGGCACAGAGCCCGGGAAUAGCCACUCCGACGGCCAUUGCUGCGGCCAGGACGCAAGCUGGGUCCAAGCAAGGGGGCAAGCGAGGCAUCGUCAUCGCGCUCCAGGAAGAGGCGGCGUUGCCAGCGCAGGGCUUGGAACUCUCGCAUGCUCACCACCUGCCGCUCCUUAUCCUGACGGUGCCCAGUGUGUCUGGGCCUUCUGGGCCUUCUGGGCCUUCUGGGCCGGAUGUCCGCGCUUUUGCACAAAGCCUGGGGCUCAGAGCACAUGAGAUGGCCGCGCCAACGUAUUCUCAGAACCACACGAAUGCACUGGUGGCUCUUCAAGAUGCCUCCGCGUCGAGAACCACCCUUCUGGCUGUUCAAGGUGACCCUAUCAACGCGAUGGAUGGCAAGCUCCCAGAGAAGUUGGUCAAAGCAAGUUCAGCCUUGGUCGAGGCGCUUUGUGCAUCAGGGAUCCGUGUCUUGUCUUCCGCCUGUGUCAGCCCUGGGCACAAACGAAUGAUGCAUGCGCUUCGUGAAGCGGCCUCUGCAAGUUCCUUGGCAGUGGUGGGUUGCACUGAUGCGCAGAGCGUGGGCUUCGUUGCCGAUGGAGCGGGGAGAUGCUUUGAGGCAGGGAAUAAGGCAGUGGGGGCCUGCAUCGUGGAUUCUCUUGAUGCGUUCUCCUUGCCAGCGCUUUCCGGUGUGGGUGAAGCCUGGCAAGAUGGUGUUCCAUUACUGCUCCUAGUGCUCAGCACGCACGCGACCGCUCAUGGCACCGGGCCUUUGACGGAGUUCUCGAAGAAGCUUGUCUUGGCGUCGUCGCCCGAGUCGUGGGAGAGCGACUUCAAGGCAGCAGCAGAGCUUGCAUGUGCAGCACCUGCUGCACCGGUGAGUAUUCUGUUGCCUCGUAGCCCUUUCCUCGAAGCCUUGCGGGGUGCUUGUGCCGACAGUCCCCGUGGCCCAUCGCUUCUGGAGGCAAGUGACGCAAGUGACACUGGUGCACUGGCAGCCUUCCAGCCAACCAUCCCGCCAGCUUUGAAAGCGCAGCCGGUGCCACUAACGAACCCACCUCCACUUCCAGUAGAGGCAGGUGCAGAGGCUGCUGUCUCGCUGCUCCUCUCGGCUAAGCGGCCGUGGAUUCAUGUUGGAAUGGGAUGCGCAUGUGAGGAGGUUUCUGGCCACAAAGGGCUUGUGCAGCUUCUGGCCGAGUCUUUGGAAGCGCCGGUUUCAAGCACUUUCUCUGGGAAAGGUGUGCUCCGCGAGGACCACCCGCUCUGGCUCUGGCCCAUUGCGGGACCUGCAAUGCCGAAUCAGUUGCGCGAGGUUGUGGAGAGCUGCGAUGCCGUCCUCAUACUGGGAGCACAGAUGGGCGAAAUCGCUUCCUGCAGGAGGCAGUGGCCAGCACGAAGGAUGAAAGUUGUGCAUGUGGAUGCCGACGCGACGGUGUUGGGUGCGAACUUUCUGCCCGACGUGCCCGUUCUCGGCAGCGUGUGCGCAGUGCUAAGUCUGAUGCUGUCAGACUUGCAGAGACGAGGAAUCCAGCCAAACAUGCGGCAAGCAGAGGAAGGAGAAGAGGGCGGCGAGGGCGGCUUCCACGAUCCGACGCUGAGAGGGGAGCUCAAGGCAGCGCACGAGGCACUCCAGGCCCAGAUGCGAGCGGAAGCACUGGGCCUGCCGGAGCCGGGCCAAUGCUCACCGUUUGGCCUCUACAAAGCCUUGCAGGAUGCCAUGCCCCCAGAUUCGGUGUUUGUGGCCGACUCUGGAAACGGCACCGUGCUCUCCGCCGAAUUUCUGCGACUGGCUGGCCCUCGGCGCUUCCUUGCUCCGACCGACUUCUCCUCCAUGGGCUACUGUGUUCCCGCAGCCAUUGGCGCGGCCUUAGCUGCCAGGGCCAAUGGUCGUCAAGUGAUGUCUGUGGCAACCGUCGGUGAUGGCAGCUUGCUGGCAAUUCGUUCAGGGCUGUGUAGGUGUUUAGCGGUGUUUGGCGGUGUUUCUGGCGAUGUUUCUGGCGCUGGCUUGUCUGCCACAGGUGCCUUCUUGAUGACGGGCAUGGAAAUCAGAACAGCUCUCGAGUUGAAGCUCCCGGUCAUCUGUGUGAUCCUUAGAGAUGGAGAGUUGGGCAUGAUCUCCGGGCUUCAGCGCGCUCAGCAAAACGAGGUGUAUUGCACGCAUGUUCCAGAGUUGAUGGACAUGGUUGCUCUGGGCAAGUCCCUCGGUUUGCCCUCUCGACGAGUCACCUCAGAUGAGGAAGCGAAGCAGGUGGCAGAGUGGGCACAUGCACGCUGUGCCGAUGGGAAGGGUCCGGUUCUCAUUGAGGCCAUGGUCUCCUACGCAGCGCCCUCCUUCUAUGCAAGGGGUGCAACAGGCCAAGAGCCUACCGCCCAAGUGGAACCCGCACCUGUUGAGCCACUCCCUUUGACAAAGCUGCCAGAACCGCCAAGUCGACAAGCAGAUCUGGAAGCGCAGACGUUUGCUGCAAAAGCCCUGGCACAUCACGCCGAGUCCUCUUCAUGGGAUAUCGCGGAAUGUCUACGCACUGCAGUUGCGACGAAUCCACAUGGCAAGAAUUCCGUGCAGGAUGGCGGAGCUGCCUGGAGCUACGCGGAGCUUGCCACAAAGGUCUUCAAUCUGCAAGGUGCCCUGAGCUCCGCGGGAGUGGGCGCCGGCCACCGUGUGGGCAUCAUGAUGCCUAACUCGGCGGCCCACUUCGCCAUUACCGGGCCUGGGCUCCGAGCAGUGGCCUUGAACCUGAGCCCGCGGCUGCAGCCUCCAGAGCUGCUGAGGCUCCUUGAAGAUUCCAAUCCGCGUGCCCUGAUAUGCCACAUGGACAGCAAGCCGUUGCUGAUGGCUACCUUGGAAGCCAAAGUGGACUGGCAUCCACCUGUAUUUUGGUCAGGCCGGUUUGUAACAAGAGCUUGCCAUGCCCUCUGA
Molecule: messenger RNA, 4299 nt
Organism: Symbiodinium natans
Lineage: Eukaryota; Dinophyceae; Suessiales; Symbiodiniaceae
Source: the annotation of a GenBank genome assembly